Syngnathus typhle (broad-nosed pipefish) is the source of this 2727-nucleotide messenger RNA. Its product is annotated as zinc finger protein 385D-like. The transcript has 9 exons. Gene Ontology annotation, cellular component: nucleus. The coding region runs from base 80 to 1654 and encodes 524 amino acids. Gene Ontology annotation, molecular function: zinc ion binding; nucleic acid binding. The record is from RefSeq and is a predicted model, not a curated record. Lineage: Eukaryota; Metazoa; Chordata; Actinopteri; Syngnathiformes; Syngnathidae.
GGAGAGAGAGAGGGAGGCAGAGGGAGAGAGUGAGGAGGAGGCAGCUGAGCGCGGGCUCAGUCAGGUCGAGAGCCAGGAAAUGGACAUCAGCAGCGGUAAAAUAGAGGGGACACCUCCUGUCGAUGGAAAAGAAGAAGAAGAAGAGGAAAAUGAAGACAAUAAAAGGGUGGCACCAAGGGCUAAGCGCGAGCGACGUCAAGGCAACGCCAGCGCCACCGUGUGCCAGGUGUGCAGCAUCCGGCUUAAUUCUGGAGCCCAAGCCCAGAUUCAUUAUAAGGGCAAAACGCACCAGAGGAGACUGCGCAGACUGGCCAAGGUUGUCGGAUCAGGUGCGCUGUCCCACAGCCAGGUCCACCCUUUCCUGGGUUCCCUGCAACUGUCGGCCCAAGCGAGCCUCCAGCCGCACAACCACUUGGAGCACUUCUUGCCCCUCAGGAUCAGCACCUCCUCGCCCCUCAGCCUUUUCCCAAAUUUCAACGCGAUGGAUCCCGUGCAAAAGGCAGUGAUCAACCACACCUUCGGCAUCGCCCCACCUAAGAGAAGAGCCACUAUCACCUGUAAUAUUUGUCACCUGCGCUUUAACUCCACUAACCAGGCCGAGGCCCACUACAAAGGUCACAAGCACACUCGCAAGCUGAAGGCCAUGGAGACCCAGAGGAACCGACAGAAGAACAAGCCCAAGCCAGCCGCAGCGGAGAAAGAGAAGGGGACGGCGGGAGGAAGUGACACGCGAACAGACUUGAAUUUAAACGACACAACAGAUUUAUCAAGCACAACGGCACAAGUGGAAAAACGCCACGGGAGUUCCCCAGUCCCCGCCGCCCCCACUACAGACUCCUCUACAAACCAAUCUCCUCAACUGUCCCAGCAAUUCCCUCACAGCCCGCCGCUUCCCAAUCUAACACAAGAGGAGACACCUUUAGAAGGCCGCGGAAUACCUCCCGCUUCGGCAGCACCACUCGACGCUCAAGGGCAUCCUGUUGUCAAGGAAGAAGACAAGGAGGGGGUUGGGGCGGUGGAGGAUAAGGAAGGCAACAAAAAACAGCUCCAUUGUCCCACUUGCAAAGUGACGGUGAACUCCAGCUCCCAAUUGGAAGCUCAUUGUAGUGGUUCUAAACACAAGCAGAUGCUGCACAGCCCCAACAGCAGCCGCUCGCACCGCAGGCCGAAGAGGACGUCGUCGCCGAGACGCCCCUGCCGAAUAAUUAAGCAGCGGAUGGUCGGCAACAAGACCAACGUGGUGGCGGGUGUCACCGGCCAGCGUUUUCACUGUCAGCUGUGCCAAGUGUCUGUCAACUCUGAGUCACAGCUCAAACAGCACAUGAACAGCAGGAGACAUAAAGAGCAUUUGGCCGGGAAGCCUGUGAAGGUGAAGUCCAAAUUCACACCCUUUAAUAAACUGCACCCCAGCACCGCAUUCGCGACAAAGCUGGCCUUGCACAAGCAGCUGUCCAAGGCCCUGCCGCCAGGGUUGCUGACCAGCGCCCUCAACCCAGCUGCUCUGUGCACUCUGGCGUCCUCGCCGCUGGCAUUACGGCUGCCGCAGGGUCCCGCAGCCAUCGUCCACAGUCCGCUGAUAAGCCCCGCCCUCUUCAGGCCUGCCCCGGGACCCCUCAGGGCCACGCACCCGGCCAUUAUUUUCUCUCCUUAUUGACAAUGAGGACAAAAUGUUACAUUUGACACAUCAUCGGUACAGUAUGCACACUGACCAAAAGUGCUACCUCGACUUAUGACAUUUACAAGUCUUUCGACUCAAGAUGUAAAUAAAUUAAUGAAUUCAUAAGUCAAGGAAUCACUAUGUGAGGACCAUGACUCAAGUGUUUGAGUGCAUGUUCCCUAGUAGGGGUCUAAAUCUUAUUGGAAGCCAUAAUAGUGAAUAUAUUUUGUUUUAUUUAUGAGAACAAUCUGCCAUUACACAAGAGUGGGCACGUGUUAAAACUUUUAUGUGAGCUCUCUAGUACUCUGGGAAAAACAGUAUCAUUCCUGGAUUAGGUUCCGUGUAUAAAUCACUUGUCUUACUGAUCAAAACCAGAAUUGUUUGGUCGUGAACAUCAAGUAUGUAAUGAACCCCGUUCCGUCUUUCUGUUUGUCUUUUGCUGACUUGUGCCAUAAUACAAAGCCAAGAACUUUCACUAAACUUGGUGAAUGUAGUUUGAUUUCAUCAAUUAAUAACAGUGAAAACUAUAUUGGACAUGAGCCAUUAAAGUAGGGAUGGGGACCCCCCCCCCACACACACAUUCUUCAAAUACUUUAAUUUUAUGUACUUUGAGAUGCUUGUUGUGCAACACGAAGACGCAGUCUGACAAAAAUCCUAUUUCAUGAGUCAUACCAAUCUGUAAAAUAUUUUUUAAUAGCUUUUCCAUCUUGAGCACAAAAACUGCCGUAACUGUUCAUCAAGUGCAAUAAUGUAGGCUACUAUGAUAAAUGUGUUGAGUGUGUACAAUGUAUUCAUUUGUAUGUAGUAUUAUUAUUACGUGGCUGUGGUUGUGUUCAUUCCCACUGCAUUGAAACAAUCACAAAAAUGUAUGCACUGGAAGUACACAUGUAUAUUUUGGAAAUUAUUUGCUCAGAUCAGCCAUGGAAUUCUAAAAGUUUGUUGCCAAAGCAUUUAACCUCGCUAGCAUGUACUCUUGAGCCAAAAUGAAUAAUUAUAUGAUCGUAUUUUUGUUUUUAAAAAAUGCAGAUAAAUUGUUUUUUUGUCUGUACUAAAUUUUCCUCCAAUUCUGU